Oreochromis niloticus (Nile tilapia) is the source of this 2498-nucleotide messenger RNA. RefSeq names its product zinc finger protein 260. The coding region runs from base 256 to 2016 and encodes 586 amino acids. The record is from RefSeq and is a predicted model, not a curated record. The transcript has 3 exons. Gene Ontology annotation, biological process: embryo development; regulation of transcription by RNA polymerase II. NCBI's taxonomy places the organism in Eukaryota, Metazoa, Chordata, Actinopteri, Cichliformes, Cichlidae. Gene Ontology annotation, molecular function: RNA polymerase II transcription regulatory region sequence-specific DNA binding; DNA-binding transcription factor activity, RNA polymerase II-specific. Gene Ontology annotation, cellular component: nucleus.
CGCGAGGGGCAUGUCCCUUGCCAGACUCCGUAAGACAUGAAACGAUUCAUGGCGUCACGUGACCGCGCACAGCAAACCACAGCAAAGCAGCGAGGGCGGGAGAGGAGCGGCGCGUGCCGAGACUUUACUGCUGUCUGAUGAAACAGGGCUGAGCUCAGAGACACAAAGUAAAGUAUCGCUCCUGUUCCUGUCGAUCAAACACCAACAACACAGCGUCGCGGUCGCUUCUAUGGAUCCUCCGCAGCUGAAGCAGUCAUGUGUUCACUUGAGUCUCUGAGAGAGUUCAUAGAGGAGAGGCUGACUGCUGUUUGUCAACAAAUCUUCUGCGAGGUUCAGAAAACCAUCGUCCAGUAUGAGGAGGAGAUCGAGAGUCAGCGCAGACUGCUGGAUAUCAGCCGGAGACCCGACACACACUCACACGGCUCAGACCUCCAGCAGUUUCAGUUCUGUGGGAAAGGGGAGCCUCUGACAGACCAGCAAGUCUGUAACCAGGAGAGGAGCUUCAGUGUGGACCAGGAAGACCCAGAGCCUCCACUGAUGAAAGCGGAACAGGAGGAACUCUGCAGCAGUCAAGAUGGAGAGCAGCUGGGACUGAAGCUGGAGGCUGACAGCAUUAGAAAUAAUGAAGAGCGGCUCAGACUGAUGGCGACUAUCUGGAAACCUGAGAUAAAGCUGCACAGAAUAGACCUCAAACAACUACAUGUCUGUAAGGAGGUGGAAAAGAAGUCUCUCACAGAACAGCAGGUCUGUAACCAGGAGAAGAGCUCCAGUGUGGACCAGGAGGAACCAGAGUCUCCACAGAUUAAAGAUGAGCAGCAGGAACUCAACAAAAGUAAGGAGGGAGAACAGCUGGGAGUGAAGCUGGAGGCUAAUGCAUUCACAGUGACUCCUGCUUAUGAAGAAAGUGGAUACAGUGAAGCAGAACCAAGGAGUGCGCAGAUUUCUCACUGGUCUGCUGAAGCAGAGAGCCGAGAUCAGGAUGAAAGCCAGCAUGUGGACUCAUGGUCACCUAAAAAUGCACAGGUGAAGAAGAAGAGAUGUCGCAGAAAGAGAAGUGACAGUAAGAGAGUAGAAAAGGCUUCUGUGUCAGAGAGUCAGGAUCAAAGUGGGGCAAGAAAAAAGACUGAACAAUGUGACAUGUGUGGGAAAACCUUUCUGUUUAAAUCCAAACUGACUGCACAUGUGAGAUGUCACACAGGUGAGAAACCAUAUUCUUGUAGCACCUGUGGGAAGGUCUUCACUUACAUGUCAGGAUUGACCACUCACACAAGGGAUCACACAGGUGAAAAACCAUAUUCUUGUAGCACAUGUGGGAAGACUUUUCCGUUUAAAUCCAAACUGACUGCACAUCUGAGAUGUCACACAGGCGAGAAGCCAUAUUCUUGUGGCACUUGUGGGAAAGUAUUCACUUACAACUCAGGAUUGACUGCUCACACAAGGGAUCACGAUGGUGAGAAACCAUAUUCUUGUAGCACCUGUGGAAAGACUUUUCUGUUUAAAUCCCAACUGGCUACACACAUGAAACGUCACACAGGUGAGAAGCCAUAUUCUUGUAGCACAUGUGGGAAAUUUUUUCUCCUUAAAUCCCAGCUGACUGCACAUGUGAGAGUCCACACAGGUGAGAAGCCAUAUUCUUGUAGUACCUGUGGGAAAGUAUUCACACACAAAUCAGGGUUGAAUGCUCACAUAAGAGUUCACACAGGUGAGAAGCCAUAUUCUUGUAGCACCUGCGGGAAAACUUUUAUCCUUAAAUCCCAGCUGACUACACAUGUGAGAGUUCACACAGGUGAGAAACCAUAUUCUUGUAGCACUUGUGGAAAAGAAUUUAGUCAGUGGAUGAACAUGAAACGUCACAUGAGGUGUCACACAGGUGAGAAGCCAUAUAGUUGCAGCACUUGUGGAAAAAGAUUCUCUCAGAAAUCAGGAUUGAAAGUUCACACAAAUUCACACAGGUCACACAGUUAUGCGAAGGCUGUAGAAUCUGUGGGGAAAAAAAUUGUUACAGCACUCAGUUAAUGAGAAACAUCAUAAUUCAUACUGGUGAAAAGUGUGAUACUUAGAAAAGGUGGGACAGCUGUGAGUCGUAGUAGUACGUUGGUAUUCCACACUGAUCAGGAGUGAAAUCACUGCAACACCUGAGUAAAAAGAUCACCAAUACUCAAAUCAGCAUUUUCUGUCCAGGAAAGUAAAGAACUCUCAGCUUUGUUUAUUCAGCUUAUUACCUUGUUCUUAUAAUUGUAUCAGGGAAAACCUGAUCUUACAUUUCAUGAUGGUUAAAGUUCAGUGUGCUCCUGUUCUGCGGGAUCGUUGUUAAGUUCUGCUGUUUAUUAAUGUGUCUUAAAUUUCAAAUAAAGAUUUCAUUCAUUAAAUUUUUUUGAAGUAAUUACUAAUAUAUGAAAGCAAAAUAACAGAGUGUUCAGUCUUAUUUUGUGGUUUUUGUUUUAGAUGUUGUUUUACAGAAAUGUACAAACUGAUUUUUUACAUUAAGAAAACAUGUA